Messenger RNA from Epinephelus moara (kelp grouper), 1407 nucleotides. RefSeq names its product leukocyte surface antigen CD53. Lineage: Eukaryota; Metazoa; Chordata; Actinopteri; Perciformes; Serranidae. Gene Ontology annotation, cellular component: membrane. The transcript has 8 exons. Bases 180 to 887 code for a protein of 235 amino acids. The record is from RefSeq and is a predicted model, not a curated record.
GCUAAUGCUGAGAAAGAGGAAGUGAGAAGGAGGUGCUGAAAGCCCCACGAAACGCAGCACAGUCCACAGCACUCUGAGAAGGGGAAGUGUGAGCAACAGCAAAGUUCACUCAACACAAGUCUGAAAACUGAGACGAGCAGAUUAUUCUCCCCAACAGGUCUGAUCAGAAGUGUUACAGAAUGGCUCAAGGCUGCCUCAAGUGUUUAAAGUACACCAUGUGUUUUGCCAACUUCCUUUGUUUUUUAUGUGGUGUGGCGGUGCUCGGCUUCGGUGUGUACUUGAUGGUGAGCUUCAAGAUGACUGCGCUCACCCCGACCUUGGCCAAGUUCAACUCAGCCAACAUGCUGCUGGUCAGUGGCAUCGUCAUCACCUGUGUGUCCUUCCUGGGCUUCCUAGGUGCUCUGAAGGAGAACCGCUGUCUCCUCCUGACGUUCUUCCUGCUGCUGUUCCUCCUGAUGCUGGUGGAGCUGACUGCAGCAUGCUUGCUCCUCAUGUAUGAGAGCGAGAUCGCUUCACUGGUGAAGGAUGAUCUUCAUGAUGGGUUAGAGAAGGCAAAAGGAAAGAUAAAGGAAAAAAGCAACUCAACAAGUGAGGCCAUAACUGAGUGGGAUGUUCUUCAGACACAGUUGGAUUGCUGUGGUGUCAAUAAUAAAACAGACUGGGGAGAGAACGUGCCAGCCUCCUGCUGCCAGAGCAAUUGUGACACCCAAAAUCCCGAGUACCAAGAAAAGGGUUGUGUGGAAAAGUUGAAGAACCUGUUUGAAGAGAAUUUCCUAACCACUGGGAUUUCUGUCAUUGUCCUCUGCAUUAUCGAGGUCCUGGGAAUGUGUUUUGCCAUGACACUCUUCUGCCACAUCAGUAGAUCUGGACUGGGCUACAAGUUAUAGACAAUAUUCUCUUAAACAAUAUAUUUUUUUAUCUACAUGUUUUAAGGUUAAUUUUGUUGUACAGUAUUGUCCUUUAAAAAAUCAUAUUUGCAGAUGGCUGAAAAGGUGUUUUCUGGAAAAGGCUUAAGAUCAGAAAAUAAUUUUGUGAGGACAAAACUAUGAUUUUAUUAAUUGUUUUACCAUGAUCACAAAAUACUUUGAGCUUAACACAGAACGAACAUUUUCUGUUACUCGAAAAUGAAACAAAAAUGUUUCAGACAUGACAACUCAGGCCUUUUGUAAGUGUGAAUGAUCACGCUAUGUAAAAUGCUAUUUCAGUCUGAGCUGUGUGAAAUGGAAGCCGCUUGUUGUUCCUUUUAACGUCCCUACAUUGUACAUCUUCUGAAGGAAAUGAUUAUGAAAAGCAGCUGUUCGUGUAAAAUAUUACCUAUCUACUCAAACUUUCACCUGCAAACUUUUCAAAAAUAGUAAGUUUUGGAAAUCCUACAAUAUACCAAUAAAAUAUUGUUUAUAGUAUAAA